Drosophila kikkawai is the source of this 956-nucleotide messenger RNA. RefSeq lists its product as uncharacterized. NCBI's taxonomy places the organism in Eukaryota, Metazoa, Arthropoda, Insecta, Diptera, Drosophilidae. The record is from RefSeq and is a predicted model, not a curated record.
UAAAAGGCAGGUCCCCCAAGUGGAAUCCCAGCAAAAGUAAAUCAGUCAUGAGGAGUGUGAUUUUUGUGGUGUUGGCCCUUGGCUUGGCAACUGGUUCGGCUGUGCCCCAACCGGAAGUCUCGGAAACGGAAACACUUCCAUCCAUCGAGGAAAUGGCCAAGGAAUUGGGCAUCGAUCUGAACAUGGACGACUAUAACCUUGACUUAGAUCUUGGCUUGGACCUGGACUUGGACUCGGACUUGGACUUCGACUUGGACUUGAACUCGGACCUGGACUUGGACUACGAUGUGGAUUUGGACAAGGAGUUUGGCCUGAAUAUGCCUGAAAUUCCUGAAUUGCCCGAAGAUGGUAGCAUGGAUAUCGAUGACUUUGCUUUUGUGGACUCAAUGCUGAAAUUCUUCAUUAAGGAGUCCAAGGCCCUGGGCUGGUACAUUGUAAGGGUGACAGAGCGCCAGCUCCUGAAGAUCUUCUUGUAUCCGUACCGACAGCUGGAACAGUUGGCCACCGACAUUGAGAAGCGGGCGGUGGAGAGCGAGGUGUGCGUGUCCAGGGAGACGGUCCACGUGGCCGGUGUCCUCGAACGGGCCACCUUAAACUUUGUGGUCUGUGGCCGCAAUGCCGCCGUCAAUUCUGUCAAAAUUAUUGUGCAUACCAAGCGUUCAAUUCUCCAGUUGACCCUGAACGGAUAUCAGAUUUUUAAGAAGCACCGUAAGUGCAAAAACACACGCAAUCAGUUCCUGUUGAAGAAGUGCAAAGCCGAGCUGUAUAUUAUGUGCAUCAAGUACGCUGCAGGUGCUCAAAAGUCAGUGCGUCAACUGGUCGGAUUGCGGCGCACUGUUCCGGCCAUUGCCACCGAUGCCACCAGCUGCACCACACAGGCUACCGAGAAUGCAAUUCAAGGACUCGACGAUAUUAAUGCCAGUAUCGACAAGUGCAUUGCCACCAUGCUGGACUGA